This is a messenger RNA of Penicillium brasilianum, 1285 nucleotides long. The record is from the annotation of a GenBank genome assembly. Lineage: Eukaryota; Fungi; Ascomycota; Eurotiomycetes; Eurotiales; Aspergillaceae.
CCCAGUAUCACCUUACAUAUGGCUCAGUCCCCGUCGACAGUCUCGAACAUUGCCCCCUAGGCAGAAUUUUCUGUGUCUCACACGAGUACGAAUACUGGGUACAAAGCCACUGUAUCUUUGAACACGGUUCCAGCAAGAUAUGGCCACGCGCCGCUCUCAUCAAAAAUCACGUCAUGGAUGUAGCAAUUGCAAGCGAAGACGAGUGAAAUGUGACGAGAAACGGCCAUAUUGCCAAAAUUGCACUCAGCGUAAUGACACAUGCGUGUACAUGGCCCCGGCCCCCUUCGUGUUUGCGGGCAAAUCGGAGAGGUCGGCAAGAUCGUCGCCCAAGAUUACGCGUGAUACAAUAUCUUCAUCUGAGACCAGCAGCCCCGUCAAUAGCUAUGGCGCCUCUCCAUUGAACUUGGCCCAUUUAGAGCUUGAGCUCCAGUGGAUCACGCAUACACAUAAGCUUUUUGCAAGAGAUGAAGACACAAGAAAGGUAUGGGAGAUACCAGUGCUUCAAGAGGCACUAUGCAGUCCGUUCUUGAUGCACGGAAUUCUGGCUAUCUCUGCAUUGCAUCUUGCUUGUCUUUGUAAGGAUGAACGCCAAGCAGAGUGGAUCAGUAUUGCGAUCGCACACAAGAGCACGGCACUGGCUCUUUUCUCAGAACAGUUGCAUCACAUCGACGAAUCCAAUGCAAGAGCAAUGAUGAGUUUUGCAGGGAUUGCAGUCGUGUUCAGCUUUGCGAGCGCAAUUCAUUGCUCCGGCUUUGACGACGGACCUAGUCUCAAUGCCUUGAUUGAUAUUUUGAUGUUGGCUCGUGGAGUUCAAACAGUGGGUAAUCAAGCAAUGAAGUUUCUUCGAAACAGCAAUUUUGCGCCUCUCUUUGACAUUGCCAAUCCCGGAGCGACCGUCCCUGACGAUGUGCUUGCGGCACUCAAUACUCUCAGCGACUUAAAUAUUCAGUAUGGUCAGCAAGCGGAGGGCCACGAUGCAAAGUCCUACGAGCUCGCGAUUGGCACAAUGAAAGAGUUGGCUUCUUUUACCUAUGCAGAGCCAACUUCAUUGACCCUUGUGGGUGGGUGGGCUAUUCGAGCACCUCCAGCAUUUUUGGAAGGGCUCAAAAACCGCGAACCUUUGGCUUUGGUCGUGCUUGCACAUUUUUGUGUGUUCUUGCACAUCACUCGAGAAAACUGGUGUAUUGGAUCGUGGGGUCGACGUAUCCUUGGGGAAUUAGUGCUCAGCUUAGAUGCUGACUGGCAACGCCACAUAAAAUGGGCAGUGGUGCAAGUAUUGAGAUGA